Messenger RNA from Aspergillus steynii IBT 23096, 1610 nucleotides. RefSeq names its product alpha/beta fold hydrolase. NCBI's taxonomy places the organism in Eukaryota, Fungi, Ascomycota, Eurotiomycetes, Eurotiales, Aspergillaceae. Gene Ontology annotation, molecular function: hydrolase activity. The record is from RefSeq and is a predicted model, not a curated record. Bases 271 to 1452 code for a protein of 393 amino acids. The transcript has a single exon.
UACUCAUGGUGCCUCCUCCACAUGAACAGCCUGCAAGGAGGGAAUUAUUCUCCGACCGUUGCCUCGGUUGAUCGAUCUGCCUGAUUGUAUUCGACUCCGUUGGCCCUAUUGCGAUCAUCCUAUAUAUCGUGCUGCUCCCCAUCUCUCUGCGUCGGAUUCAGAACCAAUAUCCUCUCUUGCAUAUCAAUUAUUGCCCACUACCACUAUUACUACUCCCCUUGAUAAACAUCAGCCGAUCUAAAAUUAUCCCCAGAUCUACAAAGCCCAACCAUGCCCCUCCCCCCUUCCAUCUCCACCCGCUCCAUCGCCACCUCCACUCUCAACUUCCACAUCCUCGAAGCCGGUUUCACCCCGUCGCGCGAUCGCCCCCUUCUGCUGCUGCUGCACGGAUUCCCCGAGCUGGCCUACUCCUGGCGCAAGGUGAUCCCCCCACUGGCCGACGCCGGGUACUAUGUGGUCGCGCCGGAUCAGCGCGGGUUCGGGCGCACCGUCGGCUGGGACACGCGCGGGUUCGACGCCGUCGACCUGAGCAGCUUCUCGCUGACCACAUUCGUGCGGGACAUGCUGGUGCUCGUGCACGCGCUGGGGUAUCGAUCCGUGCGCUGCAUCGUCGGCCAUGACUGCGGCGCCGUGACGGCCGCCAUGUGUGCGCUCGCGCGGCCCGACUUCUUCCACAGCCUCGUGCUGCUCAGUCAUCCGUUCAACGGGUCGCCGGGGCUGCCGUUCAACACGGCCAACGAUGAUGAUGGUGAUGGAAGCGCGACAACGGCAGCCAGCGGCGGCGCCGAGUCCGCGGCCGGCGACCACGUCCACGCCGAGCUGGCUGCGUUGGGCAGGAAACACUAUAAGUGGUAUUAUUCGACGGCGCCGGCCAACGGGGACAUGACGGCGCCCGCGGAGGGUCUGCACGCGUUCCUGCGAGGCUACUUCCAUCUGAAGAGCGGAUCGUGGGCGGGAAACCAGACCUAUCCGUUAUCCGGGUGGACGGCGUCCGAUCUGGCGCAGCUGCCGUAUUACUAUGUCAUGCCGCUGGACGACACGAUGCCGCAGGCCGUGGCACGGCAUAUGGGCGAGGAAACCGAGGCCGGGGAGCGCGCCUCGCAUGCCUGGCUGCCCGACGAGGAUCUCGCCGUGUAUGUGGCCGAGUACGGCCGGACGGGCUUCCAGGGCGGGUUGAACUGGUAUCGGGUGCGCACGGCGGCCGGAGGGAAGUAUACUAAGGAUUUCGAGAUGUUUGCCGGCAAGAAGAUUGAGGUGCCGUGUGCGUUUGUGUCCGGUAAGUCGGACUGGGGCAUCUACCAGGAGCCUGGCGCGCUGGAGAAGAUGGCCAAUGGCACGGUGUGCAGUGAUUUCCGGGCGAUGAAGUUGGUCGAUGGCGUUGGUCAUUGGGCACCACAGGAAUGCCCCGAUGAGGUGGUCCAGGUCGUUCUGGACUUGGUGCGAAGUCUGUAGAUGCUGCCAUAUCCGAAUGGGUUCAAGCUGCCGGUCGGUUUUCCUGCUAUAUAUAUUAGAUUGAAUGAGAUAUGAGAUGUACGUAGCCAGUCAUGAUUAUCAUGAACCAGACUCAUUUUACCCCUACCUACGCGAGAACAAAGCAUCGACUUGGCAGA